AUGAAAACGCAAUUUGCAUUAACGUCUACUUUUCUUUUAGUGUGCGAUAUCAUAAAAUGUACUGAGAUUGAAAAUGUUAUCAAUGAAAACUCUGCUAUAUCUAGAGUACACAAAAAAUCGACAUCUUACAUUGACCUAUUGAUAGAUGAUUUACUAGAUCAAGAAUGGGAUGAGAGUGAAAAAUCGUGCUAUGAUCAGACUCUAACAAUUCUGACGAAUGCUAGAAACUCUACGCUAUGGGCCAUGUGGAUUUGGGAUAGUAUCCAAUUUCCCACUGGUCAAUUCUACGGAGCUCAGAAUCAUUUAGGUAACUUCGAUCAGUGCCUGCGUAGAGAGUGGGCAAACCAUGAUUCAAUUCUCACACAGUACUGCCUCGUUGACAUCACACUGGCAGAUAAGGAAGUUGACAAAAAAAUUACCGACUUAAAUCCAUAUGAUAGAGCUGAAAGAUAUUUUCAAAUCAAAACUGAAUAUAAUUUAAGAUUUAAUAUUCUGUCCUGGGGCGUGUGCAUGUCAAAGACCUGCCAAGCGCAGUCAGUUGGCAGAUUCGUCCGCACGUUACUAAGGAUCAGUCACUUGGGAACAAUCAAUUCCAACCCUAAAGUUGUGGUUGGAAAUUGCCAAAUUACACAAACUCCACCAGCAAAUAGAACAGGACUGUUACUACUCAUAUUGGGUGCAGUUGUACUGACGGUUAUUGCGUGCGCAUUUACAUUUUUUACAAGGAAGCAUCGAGAAUCAAAAUCAAACCGAAUUGUAAUGAAGAUUGUCAGCGCAUUCGACCUCAACAGCAAUGCAGCAAACCUCGUAUCCACGGGCAUAGAUGAAAUCAAUGUGAUGCAUGGUAUCCGAUUUUUAUCGACUUGCAUCGUUGUGUUUCUUCACGUGAUGUCUAUUUAUAUAAUAGCCAGAGCUGGAAAUGCCUUAGACAUGAAUGACACGUGGAGGAAUAGGCUAAUAUGGGUCUAUAUUGUCACAAUCUUAAUAUCUGUCACUGCUUCAUCUUACCUUUACGGUGGUCCAUUAUGGUUUAAAUACGCAAAGGUGGAGCAGGAUGUAUGCAAGAAAAAUUGGUGGGUGGGAUUGCUAAUGUUGGGCAACUACAUCGACUCAUCAAAUAUUUGCAUUUUAGUAACGUGGUACGUACCAGCCGAUUAUCACUUGACUGCGGUUAGUACUGUUAUGUAUUGGCUGUACCAGAAAAACCUUCGGGGUGGUCAGUACUUAUUUGGAAUUGUUACAAUCGUUUCAAUAAUACUACCUGGGCUCAACACGUACUUAAAACAGCUGCAUCCUAUAACCGUAUUUGAUUUUGAGACAAUUGAAGAUAUUCGUAAAUACAUAGGGGGCUCACCGAUUUAUGUACAGAGUCACUUGCGAGCAUCUUCUUACUUCGUAGGUGUAACAGCAGGUUACAUCAUCUCCGUUUAUAAGCCAACCAGCUACAGAAACGUACUACCAUUGAAAUAUUCAAUACUUAGUUUCAUCACAAUUAUGGCGCUAUCUGUAACAAUAUUGGUCAUGGGGCCAGCGUAUCGAUUCCGUGAAUACAAUGUCAUAGAAUCUUCAUUCUUUGCCGCAUUUAAUAGACCCAUUUGGGCUGGUCUUAUGGCAGCGUUUAUAUUACUAUGCGAAUACGGAACCUUACCUUACAUUACGGAAUUCUUAAGCUGGUCGGCAUUCGUGCCCCUAAGUAAGCUCUCCUACGGGAUCUACAUGUGCCAUUUCUUCUUCGUUAUGAGGCUAACGCUAAAUUUGCGUAGUCCGGUGUGGUAUGACUUCUUCAAAGUUCUACAAGAUUCGAAGGGCAGUGUUGUGAUAUCUUGUCUGCUGAGUUUGUAUAUAGCAUUGUUUAUUGAGUCGCCAUUAAACAAUUUAGUGGCUCUUGUACUGAGAACUAAGCCACCAAAACCGGUAAAAAUUAAUACUGACAACAGCGACACGGCGACUCAUAAAAUUGAUUAA
Parnassius apollo (apollo) is the source of this 1965-nucleotide messenger RNA. Lineage: Eukaryota; Metazoa; Arthropoda; Insecta; Lepidoptera; Papilionidae. The record is from the annotation of a GenBank genome assembly.